CCUCACAGCUGCAAGCUUCUGGAGCUCCAUGUGCUGUUUGUGCCAGCUGACCAGUGGAAUGUGAAGCUCAAUAAAGUCCCUGCUGAAGCCACAGAGAGCUUCAUAUCAGCCGGCUUCAUCAGGGUUUAUCCUGAUGUUACCCUGAAAACUCUUAGGAGUGAGCUGGGCGCUCUCCUUGGUGCACAGAGGAGCGUCAACAAAUUCUCCUUCCUUAAAUGUGUGGGGCGCAGUCUGGCGCUGGUCAAAAGCAAACAGGAGCAAGACCUGAAAGUGAAAGUGUUCGCCCCACCCUAUGCCACGCAGCCGGAGCUUUACUUGCUGCCCGCUGUGGAGAAUGACAGCAGCGUUUGCUCCCGGUCUCUCACCCCUGACACCACCAGCACCUCCCCAGACCACCAGAUCUAUUACCACCCUCCCAAAACGUGCAGCCGGGCAACAGGAACAAAGGAGCCCAUCAAAUUCCCCCAUAUCCCCCAGUAUUCCCAUCAGCCACCUCCCACACACCGGCUAGAAGAAGAGGAGGAAGAAGGGGAUGAUAGGAGCUACAGCUCUUCAGAAGGAGGCGGGGAGAAGGAAGGUGAAACUCUCUCCUCCAUCAGGAGAGCAGAGCAGGAGUGUUUUCGAGGGCAAAAGCAAAGGGCACCCCAGCUUGCUUUGCACACACCCCAACUGCAAGGCUGCAGAGGUGGAGAUUUCCAGCAGUGUGUGGCUGAUUCAGCUCAGGUGAAGGAAUUGCCAGAGAAAGAAGAAAUCUGCAGAAAGAAGAAACAUAACCAAAGAGGAAACAGAGCAGCCAGACAUUCAGGAGUGGCGGAGUCCCUGGAGGACAGAGAUUCAGGCUUCUCCCUAACAGACGGGGUUGGGAAAUCAAAAGUGGAACACGCGCUGAAGUCCAUCAGAAACAAUCGAACAGCCAGGCUGUCAGAAAGCCUAGCUCCGUUGUCUCAGCCUGCCGUAUCACCACCUUCAGGUUUAGACUUGGCCACAGUCACCCAUGAAACGGCUGCUUCUCCAGUCCUUCACACAAACAGGGAAGAACUAAUCAGUGAAAUCAAGCUGGUACGGGAGGAGAGAAAGCAGCUGGAGAGGAUGCGACAAGAGCUGCUGCGAAAGGGGAAAGACUUGUUAGCCCAGAACAGACACCGCAGGAACCAAGCACGUGACAGCUGGAAAAAGAAAUAUUUUGAAGCCAAGAAGGCCACAGCGCCAUUGGACGAGAACUUGAGAAACUUGAGACAAGAACUGGAGACGUUUUACAACAAAGUCCUGCAUCAGCUGCAGGCCCGAGAUAACAGAGCCAAGCCCAGACGUCACCAAGGAAGAUCCUCCAUGAAGAAUGAGCUCAUCAUUCAGAUCAUGACUGAGAGCCACGAGAUUGACAACCUGAAGAGGAAGGUAGAAGAUGGCAAGAUGAAGCUGGUGACGGAGAUAAAGUUGAGAAAACAGGCGGCCACUGAGCUCAGAGCCCUGAAGGCUGAGCUGGCUCAGAAGAAGAGUCAGUCAUCUCAUCCCGGCCUGAUGGGAAAUACUCCACGGCACGGAGCACAAGUCCAGAGCAGCGCUGCCCAGUUCAGAAUAAACUGCACGUGAAA
Pundamilia nyererei is the source of this 1592-nucleotide messenger RNA. RefSeq names its product spermatogenesis associated 1 (gene spata1). The record is from RefSeq and is a predicted model, not a curated record. The transcript is spliced from 12 exons. The annotation marks the transcript as partial. NCBI's taxonomy places the organism in Eukaryota, Metazoa, Chordata, Actinopteri, Cichliformes, Cichlidae.